CGAGGAUGUCACCGCGAAGCAGACUGAUUCCUAUUGGCUGAUUCAGGCAGGGUUCCAUUGUGGACGUCACAAAGCGGAAGUUGGACAAUGAGCUUCAGACUAAAACUUCCUCCUCUGGGCAACAUCUGACAGCCGGUGGGAAACUGAACACUGGGCUGUUAGAAGAGGACGAUUUCCAGACAGAAAUCUCAAACCAAACAUCAAGAUCUGACAGUCGUUCAGUUCAUCACGACCUGAAUAUCAUCAGCCUUUGAAUCUCGAAGGAGAAAUGUUUGUCUGUUCUGUCUGCUUCAAAAGAUUUUAAACAUCAGUGUGACUGGAAAAGCACCGAGACACAUACCCGCAAGUGAGAGUGUUCUAGUGCGCUGAUUGGGGAAAGAGCUUUAACCAGUUACACAGCCUGAAAGAACAUCACCAUUCACAGUGAGGACAGACAUUAUACAUGUCCUGUGUGAGGACAAGGCUUCAACUGAUCAUCGGAUCUGGAGAGACACAAGGGCAUGCGCACUAUGGAGAAACCGUGGAAAUGUGGAGACUGUGGGAAAGGAUUCAGAUCCCCAUCUGAGCUGGAAGCUCAUCGACGCACCCAUACUGGGGAGAGGCCAUUCAUCUGCUCUGUGUGUGGGAAGGGAUUCGCUCAUUCAUCCAACCUGCUGACUCACCAGCGAGUUCACACUGGGGAGAGGCCGUUCACCUGCUAUGUGUGUGGGAAUGGGUUCAGUCAGUUAUCCAGCCUGCAGUCACACCAGCGAAUUCACACUGGGGAGAGGCCAUUUAUCUGUUCUGAAUGUGGGAAGGGAUUCAGUAAUUUAUCCGAUCUGCAUAAACACAAGCGUGUUCACACUGGGGAGAGGCCGUUCACCUGCUGUGAAUGUGGGAAGGGAUUUAUUGAUUCAUCCAACCUGCUGCGACACCAGCGAGUUCACACUGGGGAGAGACGGUUCACCUGCUCUGAGUGUGGAAAGGCAUUUAUUGAUUCAUCCACCCUACUGACACACCAGCGAGUUCAUACUGGGGAGACACCAUUCACCUGUUUCGAGUGUGGGAAGGGAUUCAGUAAUUCAUCCGACCUGCAUAAACACCAGCGAGUUCAUACCGGGGAGAGACCGUUCACCUGCUUCGAGUGUGGGAAGGGAUUCAGUCAUUCAUCCAACCUGCAGAAACACAAGCGAGUUCACACUGGGGAGAGGCCGUUCACCUGCUCUGAGUGUGGGAAGGGAUUCAGUCGGUUAUCCAGCCUCCAGAUACACCGGCGAAUUCACACUGGGGAGAGGCCGUUCACCUGUUCUGAGUGUGGGAAAGGAUUCAGUAACUCAUCCGACCUGCAGAAACACAAACGUGUUCACACUGGGGAGAGGCCGUUCACCUGCUCUCAAUGUGAGAAGGGAUUCAGUAAUUCAUCCGACCUGUAUAAACACAAGCGAGUUCACACUGGGGAGAGGCCGUUCACCUGUUCUGAGUGUGGGAAAGGAUUCAGUAAUUCAUCUGACCUGCAUAAACACCAGCGCAUUCACACUGGGGAGAGGCCAUUCACCUGCUCUGAGUGUGGGAAAGGAUUCAGUAAUUCAUCUGACCUGCAUAAACACCAGCAACUUCACACUGCCAGGAGGCCGUUCACCUGCUCUGCGUGUGGGAAAGGAUUCACUCAGUCACCCCACCUGCUGAGACACCAGCGAGUUCACACUGGGGAGAGACCGUUCACCUGCUCUGAGUGUGGGAAAGGAUUCACUCAAUCAUCCCAUCUGUCGAGGCACCAGAGAGUUCACAAGUGAUUACAGGGGUUGGAUUCUGCUGUUAUUGCUGCUGUUAAUCACAUCCAGGACUGAACCAUGUUCAUUCUGACACUUGGUGAAGUGGGAGGGUCAGAGGGUUUCUUUCUACUGGACUGGCCGGUCUCACGACUUUGCUUCCAGCGGGCUGAUGCUCUUUGAGCCUGGGAGUGCACAUUUCCAUUGAAAUGAUCCACAAAAGCUGAUGAAGGACAUUUAUUUUAUCCUGGAUAGUAAAUAGUGAUUGUUCCUACCACUACAGGUAGAACUAAAAUAAAUACAGAAAGUGUUGGAAAAACUCAGCAGGUCUGGCAGCAUUUUUGGAGAGAGAAACAGAGUUAACAUUUCAAGUCCAAUAUGACUCUUCCUCAGAACUUCAGAGAUGGAGAAAUGUGAUGGGUUUGAUGCUGUUGAGAAAGGGGGAGGGUCAGGUAGAACAAAAGGGAAAGUCAGGGAUUGGUUAGAAGGCAGGCGAGAUUAAAUAACAAAAACAUCAUGGAACAAAAGACAAAGGGAGAGGUGAUGGUUGCAGUAAAGAAACAAAGCAUUGGUCCAGAGUAAGUGUUAAUGGCAGAAUAAAGGACAGCUCUGUCUGAAAGCAAAAACAUGAAAACAAGACGCAGACUGGCACUUGGCCAAAAAAACAAUCAAAACAGAGGACAGAGUUGAUGGUCUGAAGUUGUUGAACUCAGUGUUGAGUCCAGGAGGCUGUAAAGUGCCCCAUCGGAGGAUGAGGUGCUGUUCGUCCAGCUUGUGUUGGGCUUCUCGGGAACAUUGCAGCAAGCCGAGGACAGAAAUGUGAGCAUGAGAGCAAGGUGGUGAAUUAUAAUGGCAGCAACUGGAAGGUCAGGGUCAUGCUUGUGGACUGAGCGGAGGUGUUCCACAAGGAGGGCAGCAAACAGGGGACAGAUGAAUUAAAGAGAAACCAUUUGGGUUCAGAACAUUAUGCACAUCCGUUUACUCUGGUUGUCUUUGAUCCACAAGUCAUUUUCUGUUUGUCUUUUAACCAAGUUCUGUUUCAUUACAAAGUUUUAUCAGUAAAAAUAUUUGAUUUUUCUGGACUUUUCAUGCUUAAAUUUCUGCACUUUAGGGAAAGUGGGUGAGAGGGGUUGGCAGGCUCUUUAACAGAAAGUGAGUCCCUCUAAGGUAAUUGACAAAGGAGCCAGACGGGGAGAGAGUCAGAUUUCAUUUCAGCCUCUUCCUUGUAUCUGUAUUUAAAGAGACGGGUUUCUGUUCAGCUCUGAGUGACCGAUAUAACAAUGUCUCCACUCCACUGUAUAUUUAAACAUCAAACAAAGCCUUGCAUGGCCGAUUAUAGUCAACAGCCUUCCUGUAGCUCUCUCUGGACACACAAUGGUCCCAUUGUUUUGCUCCAUGGAAAAUUGUAUGAAAAUGGUUAAAUCCAAUAAAAUUAACCCAGUAACAACAAUGAUCAAUGGUCUAAUGACAACAAGCCUCAUUCGAGAUGUGGUAAUGCUGAUUUAAGGAUUAAAAGUGGGUUUUGAGAACCAUCUUGGGUUUGCAAGUUUAGCUGUGGAGAUACUGAAUGACCCCUGGGGCAGGAUUGUGGGAAAUCUCUGUUGGUUCAGGAACCUGAGGAAGAUUCACGCUCAUACCUGGGGUUGUCGCCCAAUUGAGGUGGGGAAAGCCACUUGUGUAUUUCACAAU
Messenger RNA from Carcharodon carcharias (great white shark), 3437 nucleotides. Its product is annotated as zinc finger protein 229-like. The record is from RefSeq and is a predicted model, not a curated record. Lineage: Eukaryota; Metazoa; Chordata; Chondrichthyes; Lamniformes; Lamnidae. Gene Ontology annotation, biological process: regulation of transcription by RNA polymerase II. Gene Ontology annotation, cellular component: nucleus. Gene Ontology annotation, molecular function: RNA polymerase II cis-regulatory region sequence-specific DNA binding; DNA-binding transcription activator activity, RNA polymerase II-specific. Bases 501 to 1772 code for a protein of 423 amino acids. The transcript has 3 exons.